Messenger RNA from Eruca vesicaria subsp. sativa (arugula), 2699 nucleotides. NCBI's taxonomy places the organism in Eukaryota, Viridiplantae, Streptophyta, Magnoliopsida, Brassicales, Brassicaceae. The record is from the annotation of a GenBank genome assembly.
AUGGCGACUAAGGUUGCAUCGUCUCCAAGCCUUCCCAAAUCAGGAGCCAUCUCCAAAGGCUACAAUUUCGCUUCCACUUGGGAACAGAGCGCUCCUUUGACAGAGGAGCAACAAGCAGCUAUAGUUUCUUUAUCUCACGCAGUAGCUGAGCGGCCGUUUCCUGCUAAUCUCGUGAAUGAGUAUGUUCACCGGCCUGAGAAUGGCUUGUCUGUCUCAGCAGAGGAGACAAACUUGGGAGAUUCUGGAGCUGUUGAAGCUGUUUUGGUUAAUACGAAUCAGUUUUACAAAUGGUUUACUGAUCUUGAAUCAGCGAUGAAGUCUGAGACAGAAGAAAAGUAUUUGGAUUAUGUCAAUACUUUAACUGAGCGCAUUCAGACGUGUGAUAAUAUACUCCACCAGGCAGGCUUUCUUUCUAUAUUUGACCUUAGUAUUUCUCCUGCGCAGGUUGAUGAAACGCUUGACCUAUUUAACGAACUGCAGCUGCAACAUCAAACAGUAACAACAAAGACUAAAACUCUUCAUGAUGCAUGCGACCGACUGUUAAUGGAGAAGCAGAAAUUGAUGGAGUUUGCAGAAGCGCUAAGGAGUAAGCUCAGCUAUUUCGAUGAACUGGAGAAUAUUUCCUCCAAUUUUUACUCUCCAAAUAUGAAUGUAUCAAACUCUAACUUUCUCCCACUGCUGAAACGGCUCGAUGAGUGCAUCUCGUACAUCGAAAGCAAUCCCCAAUAUGCGGAGUCGAGUGUUUAUUUGCUCAAAUUUCGUCAGCUGCAGUCACGCGCCUUGGGCAUGAUUCGAACUUACAUCCUUGCAGUUCUCAAAACUGCCUCCUCCCAGGUUCAGGCAGCAUUUCGCGGAACAGAUGGAAACAAAGCAUCUGUCUCGGAGGGUGUCGAGGCAUCUGUUAUAUAUGUUCGCUUCAAGGCUGCUGCAAGUGAGCUUAAACCUGUAUUGGAGGAAAUCGAGAGUAGGUCAGCAAGAAAGGAAUAUGUUCAAAUCCUUGCAGAAUGCCAUAGACUAUACUGUGAACAACGGCUUGCUCUUGUCAAAGGCAUAGUUCACCAACGAGUAUCUGAUUUUUCCAAGAAAGAAGCGCUGCCAUCUUUGACUAGAUCUGGUUGUGCAUAUCUGAUGCAGGUUUGUCAAAUGGAGUAUCAACUGUUUACUCAUUUCUUUCCAGCAUCAUCGGAAGAAGUUUCGAGUCUGGCACCUUUAGUGGAUCCUUUGUCUACGUACUUAUAUGACAUCUUACGCCCCAAGCUGAUUCAUGAGGCAAAUAUUGACCUUCUAUGUGAGCUUGUUCAUAUCCUUAAAGUCGAAGUCUUGGGAGAGCAUUCCGCUAGACAGAGUGAACCCCUGGCUGGACUGCGGCCUACAUUACAAAGAAUUUUAGCCGAUGUUAACGAGAGAUUGACUUUUCGUGCCAGAACAUAUAUUCGAGAUGAGAUUGCAAAUUAUAUUCCUUCUUAUGAAGAUCUGGAUUACCCUGGAAAGCUGGAGGGAUCUGCUAAUACGCCAUCUGAUACCAAUCUGGGGGAUGAUGAAAACGCUGAUGUAUUUAAGACUUGGUAUCCACCUCUGGAGAAAACUCUCUCUUGUCUAUCUAAAUUAUAUCGUUGCUUGGAGCCUGCAGUUUUCACCGGCUUAGCACAGGCAAGACUGCUCUAUCAUUACGAAGCCCACCUUAUUUUGUCAAAUAUGCAACAGAAAGCCAGCAAGCUUAUUAUUAAGCGAUCAACUACAAUGGAUGGCCAGCUGUUCCUUAUCAAGCAUCUUCUUAUUUUGAGGGAACAGAUUGCGCCUUUUGACAUAGAAUUUUCAGUCACCCACAAAGAGCUUGAUUUCUCCCAUUUACUGGAACAUCUGAGGAGGAUACUUAGAGGUCAAGCGUCACUUUUUGAUUGGUCUAGGUCAACCUCUCUAGCAAGGACCCUUUCACCUCGAGUUCUGGAGAGCCAAAUCGAUGCCAAGAAGGAGCUAGAAAAAUGUCUUAAGACUACUUGUGAGGAGUUCAUCAUGUCAGUCACUAAGCUAGUUGUGGAUCCUAUGCUUUCAUUCAUAACCAAGGUGACAGCCAUAAAAGUUUCUCUUUCAACUGGAACUCAGAAUCAAAAGGUUGACUCUGUCAUGGCUAAGCCGCUAAAGGAACAAGGUUUCGCUACUCCAGAUAAGGUGGCUGAACUUGUUCAAAAGGUAUAUGCUGCAAUACAGCAAGAGCUACUUCCGAUUUUGGCAAAAAUGAAACUCUAUCUGCAGAAUUCAUCAACAAGGACCAUACUUUUCAAACCAAUCAAGACGAACAUUGUGGAAGCUCAUACACAAGUGGAGUCAUUGCUCAAAGCCGAGUACUCAGCGGAAGAACAAGCCAAUGUCAAUAUGAUAUCCAUUCAGGAUCUGCAAACCCAACUCGACAACUUGCUUUAAGGUCUUGCAGGCCCGUUCCUCAGUUGGAGAAAAUGAAAGCCAUUCUUUAACAAACAUUGGGCAUCUUUUUGUUAGUUACUAUUUUUAAUUAAGGCAUUUUUGUUAACUAUAUUACUUUAAUCUAAAUAAUAAAAGAUGUUGACAUGCAUAUAUUUAAAUAAGCCAUGUAUUUCAUCUAAGCUCAGUAUGGGCUUAGAUGAAAGAAUUAUAGAAGUUUUUUUUUUUUUUUUAUAAUUAUAGAAGUUUGAUUGUUAUGCUUUUGAGGUUACAUGAUAACG